AUAUUUCUGGUGAGUGACAGUAUAUAAGCGCGGGCGCUACCCCUGGCGGGGGACUGCAGUUGCUCGAGUCUUCUCCUCCAACCUAACUACCACCAAAGACAACUGAGCUAACAUGGCAUUCGCCGGCGUUCUCAACGAUGCUGACAUCACUGCAGCCCUGGACUUAUGCAAAGCUGCCGACUCAUUCGACCACAAGACCUUCUUCGCCAAGGUUGGACUCUCCAGCAAAUCUGCUGAUGAGGUGAAGAAGGCCUUCGAGAUCAUCGACCAGGACAAGAGUGGCUUCAUUGAGGCCGAGGAGCUGCAGCUUUUCCUCCAGAACUUCUCAGCUGGCGCAAGAGCACUGACUGAAGCCGAGACCGAGAAGUUCAUGGCGGUUGGCGACAGUGACGGCGAUGGCAAGAUUGGAGUUGAUGAGUUCUCUGCCAUGGUUAAGGCCUAAACUACACAUGCAGCUAACCAACAGAUCUAGCUCCGAAGGAAAACCACUGCCCAAGACCUCCUGUUUUCAUCUAAUAAAACGUGAUUUUUGUAUUAUUUGUGGAGAUUCCUCCCUCGCGGCACAUUGUCCAAAAUGAUGGUUGUGAAUGUCGGUUGCGUCCAAUGUCUUAAAUAUGACUUUUGCUAAUUGUGAAAUGUUCAAUGCACUUUGCGAGAACGAACGAUGAGGAAAAAAGAAUAAACAUUCUUUUGCAAUA
Messenger RNA from Engraulis encrasicolus (European anchovy), 698 nucleotides. RefSeq names its product parvalbumin beta-like. Gene Ontology annotation, cellular component: cytoplasm. The record is from RefSeq and is a predicted model, not a curated record. The transcript is spliced from 5 exons. Gene Ontology annotation, molecular function: calcium ion binding. Lineage: Eukaryota; Metazoa; Chordata; Actinopteri; Clupeiformes; Engraulidae. Bases 113 to 442 code for a protein of 109 amino acids.